AUGUGCAUGAUGAUCAUGAAGCGCUCCAUUCAGGAGGCGUUUCGGGGCUCUGUUGCUGAGAGCGAAAUGGCUAAGUUGUUCCUUGAAGCUGUUGAGCAAUAUUUUGCCAAAAAUGAAAAGGCGGAGGCGAGUAGUCUUUUGGCUACACUCCUCUCCAUGCGGUAUAAAGGCAAAUGGAACAUAAGAGAGUACAUUAUGGAAAUGUCUAACAUUGCAUCAAAACUGAAGGCACUAAAGUUAAAGCUGUCGGAAGACUUGCUCGUGCACUUGGUUUUGAUCUCACUUCCUACACAAUUUGGACAAUUUAAGAUGACUUAUAAUACUCAGAUGGAAAAAUGGUCCCUUAAUGAACUUAUAUCUCACUGUGUGCAAGAGGAAGAGAGAGUGCAGAGAGACAAAUCUGAAAGUGCUCAUCUAGCCCUUUAUGCUCAAGGCAAGAAGAGGAAAUGA
Molecule: messenger RNA, 450 nt
Organism: Andrographis paniculata
Lineage: Eukaryota; Viridiplantae; Streptophyta; Magnoliopsida; Lamiales; Acanthaceae
Exons: 1
Coding region: 1-450 (149 amino acids)
Source: RefSeq, a predicted model, not a curated record